CCUGGGUGACACAGCAAGACCCUGUCUCCAAAUUAAAAAAAAAAAAUAGGAUUAAGUAAUUUAUAUUUAUCCAAGGUCACCUGGCUGGUAAGUAAAUGAUCUCUCUGACUCCAGAAUCUCUCUUAACCAGGCUUCUAUGAAUAGAACAAAUUUGGAAUGUCACUGAUCAGAAUAUUCCAUCACCAAGGCAGCAUCCCAGUGGGCUAAUCCACACCAGUGGACUUAAAACACGCUUUGGGUUGCUGUAUGUUAGUGUGUUAAAGGACAGCAAGAAUAGCUUGACAAUUGGUUUGUGAGCAUAAUGGCAUCUAUAAAUAGAACCAUUGAAAUAAUUAAAAAACAUGGAGUAAGCAAACAACAUCUCCUGGAGGAGAUAAACAAAAAGCGUGAAUCCAACUGCUUGGUGGAACGAAGCAAUCAAGUCAGCUUACUGAGAGUUCAAAAGAGGCACUUCCCGGGUGCCUGUCAGUCCUUUACUCAUACCACAACCAAAGAGCCUAUUCCCGACAGUGGCAGGAGCUCCUGGGUCAAGCUGAGUCUCCUUGCUCACAUGGAGAGAAAGCACUUUCCACCAAAAAAUAAUGCCAUAUUUGGAUAAAGUGCAUCUCCAGAGACAAAGACACACAGAAAUACAUUCUCUUUGAUUCUUCUUCAGUGUCUAAAUUAGUUACAAAUUAUUAAUUAUAAACAAA
Molecule: messenger RNA, 692 nt
Organism: Piliocolobus tephrosceles (Ugandan red Colobus)
Lineage: Eukaryota; Metazoa; Chordata; Mammalia; Primates; Cercopithecidae
Gene: SPATA45
Product: spermatogenesis associated 45
Exons: 3
Coding region: 302-598 (98 amino acids)
Source: RefSeq, a predicted model, not a curated record